Messenger RNA from Zingiber officinale, 558 nucleotides. RefSeq names its product dirigent protein 1-like. Bases 1 to 558 code for a protein of 185 amino acids. The record is from RefSeq and is a predicted model, not a curated record. The transcript has a single exon. NCBI's taxonomy places the organism in Eukaryota, Viridiplantae, Streptophyta, Magnoliopsida, Zingiberales, Zingiberaceae.
AUGGCACCUGCCUCGGCACCUUCUAACUCUUUCUUCCUCCUCCUCCUCUUCUCCGUCGCUCUCUUGGCAUCCGUCGAUGCCUUUUCCUCCCGCUCCAUCUUCCCCGACGUCUACUUGCACUUGCGCUUCUACAACCACGAGAGGGUCCUCGGAUCAGGCCCCGACGCCACCGUCGUGUACGCCGUCGAGCGCCGCACCUCCACUUCGGGCGCCGGCUUCGGCAACGUCAUCGUCUAUGACAAUCUCCUGAGGGAGAGUGUCGACCCCGACUCACCGAUCAUAGGCCGGAACCAGGGCAUGGGAGUCGGCUCGAGCACCGCCGAGGAUUCUGGUCUUACCAACUUCCAGUUGGUGUUCACGGCCGGCGAGUACGACGGGAGCUCACUGGCCGUGCAGGGGCUGUUCCCGGUGGCUCCGCUUGGGACCCUAUUCGAACGAGCGAUCACCGGCGGCACCGGCCGGUUCCGAUCGGCGAGAGGGUAUCUCUUGACACGAGAAAUUCGUAGCACCAACACGACACUCACCGCGCAACUCGAUGCCUACGUCACAUUCCGUUGA